Molecule: messenger RNA, 1682 nt
Organism: Vigna unguiculata (cowpea)
Lineage: Eukaryota; Viridiplantae; Streptophyta; Magnoliopsida; Fabales; Fabaceae
Product: high mobility group B protein 13-like
Molecular function (GO): DNA binding
Source: RefSeq, a predicted model, not a curated record
UGUCCAAAAUAAACUCACUGUUUAGAACAAUUCUUCAGAAAAAAACUCUUAAACGCUGUUCUUUUGCUUCAUCGAUGGGUGACACAGUUGUUCCGGUAGCCACAAAGAGGGGGAGGGGCAGAAAGGCCCUGAAGGAGAAAAUCCCAUCAACAAACGAGGUCAACAUUAUCGCCGGAAAGGUUUCUGAGUCUCCGGCGAGUCCAAUUUCAGCCUCGUUGAAACAAGAUUCCAAGAAGCAGCAAUCUUUCGAGAAAGAAUUGCUCGAGAUGCAGGAAAUGUUGCAGCAGAUGCGCCUCGAAAAGGAGAAGACCGAAGAGCUUCUGAAGGUUAAAGACGAGGCUCUGAAGCAGAAGGACGCAGAGCUCGAAAACCGUGGCCGUGAACAAGAGAAGCUUCAAGUUGAGCUGAAAAAACUGCAGAAAUUGAAGGAGUUUAAACCAACUAUGAAUUUGCCUGUGAUGAAAGAUAAUGAAACAAAGAAGGACAAGAAGAAGAAAACAGGCUCUGAGAAGAAAAGGCCUUCCCCACCUUAUAUUUUGUGGCUGAAAGAUCAAUGGAAUGAGAUAAAAAAGACGAACCCAGAGGCAGAAUUUAAGGAAACUUCUAACAUGUUGGGGGCUAAAUGGAAGACUGUGAGUGCAGAGGAGAAGAAGCCUUAUGAGGAGAAAUAUCAUGCUGAGAAAGAAGCUUAUCUGCAAGUGAUUGCCAAAGAAAAGCGUGAGAGUGAGGCAAUGAGGUUGUUUGAAGAGGAGCAGAAACAGAGGACUGCCAUGGAAUUGCUUGAACAGUACAUGCAAUUCAAACAAGAGGCAGAAAAAGACACCAAGAAGAAGAACAAGAAAGAGAAGGAUCCUUUGAAACCAAAGCACCCCAUGUCUGCUUAUUUCUUGUUCACCAACGAUAGGCGUGCAGCUCUUAUUGCCGAAAACAAAAAUUUCUUGGAGGUUCCUAAGAUCACAGCCGAAGAGUGGAAAAACAUGACAGAGGAACAAAGGAGACCCUAUGAAGAGAUGGCAAAGAAGAACAAGGAGAAAUAUGCUUUGGAAAUGGAGGCUUAUAAGCAGAAGAAAAAUGACGAGGCUGCACAUCUCAUGAAGGAGGAGGAGGAGCAUAUGAAACUUCAGAAACAAGAAGCCUUGCAACUGCUGAAGAAGAAGGAGAAAACUGAUAACAUAAUCAAGAAAACAAAACAGAAUCGUCAGAAGAAGAAACAGAACAAGGAAGACAAGAAUUCUGAUCCAAACAGGCCUAAGAGGCCUCCAUCAUCGUUCAUCCUAUUCGGCAAAGAAGCAAGGAAAACUUUACAAGAUGAAAGACCAGGAAUCAACACAUCAACCCUUAGUGCACUUGUCUCGUUGAAGUGGAAGGAACUGAGUGAGGAAGAUAGGCAAUUCUGGAAUAGCCAAGCAUCUGAUGCAAUGGACGCGUACAAGAAGGAGAUGGAGGAAUACAACAAAUCUCUUUCUGCAGUUGCAAACCAGGAGCUGAAAACUGAAGAAUAAAUGUAGAAAAAAAAAAUCUCGUAGUGCAUGUUCAAAUUAUAUUGAAUAUGCUUAUCUUGAAAGUUUAGUCGUAAAUCUUGUUGUCACCCGUAAUUUUCUUUACACGAGUUGUAAAGAAAAUGGAACAAUCAUGUCUGGUUCAUUUUUAGAUUUAAAAGUACUACUGCCAAUUUCUCUUAA